AUGAGAGGCUCGUUCCAGCUGUACGCCGACAUCCCGUUCUCGCUGGCCGGCCUGGCCGGCGGCUCCGUGCUGUUCGCCGCCACAGACCGUAACGACAGCGUCACGUCACCGUCGCCGUCACCGCCGUCACCGCCGCCGUCACGGCCGGCCGACGCGUCCCCGGUCCGACCGCCGGCGCCGCCCGCCGACCCCACCGUCCCCCUGAGGAACCCAACCGUCAUCAUGUCAUACGACCGCCGAGAGGACAGAGUAGCCGCCGACGGGAGGCGCGGCAGAGCGAGGGAGGAGGCGGCGCUGCCCGUCACCAGCGGGUUCCAUGACGCCGCGCUGGUGAUGCUGCAGAAAAUGGGCAUGGAGGGCCGGCCGUGCCUGCUGAGGGCGGUCUGCGAGCUGUCCGCCAGGCCGCUGAGCUCCAACGGACUGCUCGGAGACCUCGUCAACGCCGUGGUCGAGAUUCCCUCAACCAGCGACAAAGUGCUGGAGGAGGAGCUGAAAGUCUCUCGGCAGCUGGGCCUCCGAGGGGCGCCGUGUACCGAGGUGUUCGACAACUGCGACAACUUCGUCAUCAACCAGCUGGCCAAGUGAUGGUCCUCUGGAUCAGCCGCCUCGGGCGGCUUUGGUG
Messenger RNA from Amphibalanus amphitrite, 622 nucleotides. RefSeq lists its product as uncharacterized. Lineage: Eukaryota; Metazoa; Arthropoda; Thecostraca; Balanomorpha; Balanidae. The transcript has 3 exons. The record is from RefSeq and is a predicted model, not a curated record. The coding region runs from base 1 to 585 and encodes 194 amino acids.